Molecule: messenger RNA, 7460 nt
Organism: Mugil cephalus (flathead mullet)
Lineage: Eukaryota; Metazoa; Chordata; Actinopteri; Mugiliformes; Mugilidae
Product: cadherin-4-like
Exons: 17
Coding region: 567-3374 (935 amino acids)
Biological process (GO): cell morphogenesis; multicellular organism development; cell-cell junction assembly
Cellular component (GO): catenin complex; plasma membrane; adherens junction
Molecular function (GO): calcium ion binding; cadherin binding
Source: RefSeq, a predicted model, not a curated record
AGUGGUCGCGUGUAAAAGUUGCACGCGUGAGACGCUCUGUUGGAAGUUUGACGGCUAAUGCGUUGGCCAUACGUUUGGGCGCAAUUACUCGAGUCGUUACAGAACAUUUUCACGUCUGGCCAUUAAGCUGCGACGCCCUUUGGUUCACAGUAGGAGAGGGAUUCAAAUUUCGGCGUUCCUGGAGAGACGUCGGCGCUGUGGUUGCUCGAUCCAAAGCUCCAUCGAGUGUUUCUUUAAGUGCGCGCGCGCGCGUUUGUCUCUGUCUCCGUGUGUGUGUGUGUGUGUGUGUGUGUGUGUGUGUGUGGAGUUUUCCUGCACCGGGUGAUAGGAGGGGUUGGAGAGUGACGCUGGCUGCGCCUUGGUGCUGAGCGGAGCGCUCACCUGCAGAUGAGAGAGCCGGGUAAACUCGGGGCAGAGCUGCAGCACACUCUCGGAGCUCGAGGAGGGGACGUUACGCACAGUCUGACCAAGGAGAGGGGACAUUAAACAAUUACUGGUGCAGAAUCACGAUCCGAGCCUCUUUCUGGUUCCUUGUCCAGGCAGCCUUGACUCGCUUGCACGCCACGAUGAGAACUGACUUCGCUCUGGUCCUGACAGCAGCCCUUCUUCUUGACACAUUCUGGAGGAAUAAUGGGGAGCACGCUUCCAGCGGUCCCUGCCGACCUGGCUUCUCUCAAAGCCUCUACUCUGUGCUGAUUUCAAGGGAUGUACUGCAAGGCCAGGGCAUACUUAAAGGUACCACGGUGUCAGCACAAAAAGUGAAGUUCGACGACUGCAUGGGGAAUGAAGACGUGGCUUUUCAGAGCAGUGACCCCAUCUUCGGCGUCCGGACAGAUGGAUCCAUCUUCGCCCAGGUGGAGGGUGCCAGCCUGGAUGAGCCGGUCCAGUUUACACUGACAGCCAAUGGCCCGCACACGCAUGUCUGGGAGACUGUGGUCCAACUGGCGCUGGCUGACCUGCCGUCACCUCAACAAACCGAAAAUGAGGUCACAAAGGAAGAGGGGAGAGUCGUCGAGAGGAAGGAGGAGAAGAACGACGCGUUCCAGGCACCACCCUCCGUCAUCAGGUUCUCGGGCUCCGCCGUCAACAGCACCAGGGGUCUGCGAAGGCAGAAGCGGGACUGGGUGAUCCCACCAAUCAAUGUGGCGGAAAACUCUCGAGGACCGUUCCCUCAGAUGCUCGUCAGUAUCCGUUCCGACCAGGACCAGGACAUCUCCAUCAGAUACAGCAUCACCGGGGUGGGGGCGGAUCAGCCGCCCAACGAGGUGUUCAACAUCGAACCCGUGCUCGGGAAGAUGUUCGUCACCAAACCCCUCGAUCGAGAACAUCGCUCUUCGUAUCACCUGAGAGCCCAUGCAGUGGACAUGAAUGGGAACCAGGUUGAGAACCCCAUCGAUCUGUACAUCUUUGUCAUCGACAUGAACGACAACAGGCCCGAGUUCAAAAACCAGGUGUACAAUGGCUCCGUGGAUGAAGGCUCCAAACCAGGAACAUACGUGAUGCACGUCUCAGCGUUCGACGCAGACGACAACACCACGGCCAAUGGAAUGGUGCGCUAUCGAAUCCUGUCGCAGACGCCGCACAGCCCGAUCCCCAACAUGUUCACCAUCAACAGCGAGACUGGGGACAUUGUGACGGUGGCGCCGGGUCUCGAUCGAGAGAAAGUGUCCCAGUAUACCAUCAUCGUGCAGGCCACGGACAUGGAGGGCAAUCUGAACUUUGGCCUCUCUAACACAGCCACUGCCAUCAUCACUGUCACGGACAUCAAUGACAACCCUCCCAUGCUGACCUCCAGAACUUUUUCCGGCGAGGUCCCAGAGAACCGAGUGGACGUUUCGGUGGCUAACCUGACGGUCAUAGACGCCGACCAGCCGCACUCGCCUAACUGGAACGCCAUCUACAGGAUCAUUAGCGGAGACCCAUCCGGACACUUCACCAUCCGCACCGACCCCGUCACCAACGAUGGCAUGGUCACCGUGGUGAAGCCGGUGGACUUUGAGAUGAACCGUGCCUUCAUGCUGACGGUGGUGGUCUCCAACCAGGCCCACCUUGCCAACGGCAUCCAGUCCUCGCUGCAGUCCACGGCCGGGGUCACCAUAUCCGUCCAGGACGUCAACGAGGCUCCCUACUUCCCCACAAACCCGAAGCACAUCCGCUUUGAAGAGGGCGUCCCUGCAGGCACCAGCCUGACGACCUUCUCAGCCUCAGACCCUGACAGACUUCAGAUGCAGCAGACAAUCAGGUAUUCAAAGCUGAACGACCCCGCCGACUGGCUCUCAAUCAACAGAACAAACGGUCAGAUAGUAACCACGGCGAUGCUCGACCGGGAGUCCAGCUACGUAAAAAACAACAUAUAUGAAGCGACGUUUCUGGCAACGGACAACGGCUUCCCUGCUGCCAGCGGCACAGGCACUCUGCAGAUCUAUCUGAUAGAUAUUAAUGACAACCCUCCGGCGCUCAUACCCAAGGAGUCUCAGAUCUGCGAGAGGAUGAACAGGAACGUCAACGGUGUCAACAUCACAGCCGCCGACGCCGACACGGACCCCAACGCUGGACCUUUUGUCUUCGAGCUGCCCAACUACCCCACCAGCAUCCGACGCAACUGGACCAUUUCUCGGCUCAGCGGUGAUUAUGCCCGUCUGGGUCUGCGGUACCAGAUAUAUUUAGAGCCGGGGGUGUACGAGGUGCCUGUGAUCGUGUCGGACUCCGGGAACCCGCCGUUGUCCAACAGGUCGGUCAUCAAGGUGAAGGUGUGCCCCUGCGACGAAAACGGAGACUGCACCACUCUCGGGGCAGUGGCAGCCGCCGGCCUGGGAACGGGAGCCAUCAUCUCCAUCCUCAUGUGCAUCAUCAUACUGCUCAGCAUGGUGCUGCUGUUCGUGGUGUGGAUCAAGCGCAGAGAAAAGGAGAGGCAGACGAAGCAGCUGCUCAUUGACCCCGAGGAUGACGUCAGGGACAACAUCCUCAAGUACGACGAGGAGGGAGGAGGAGAGGAGGACCAAGACUACGACCUGAGCCAGCUGCAGCAGCCCGACUCCUUGGAGCACAUCAUCAGCAAACCGCCCGGCGUCCGCAGGGUGGAUGAACGUCCCAUCAUCCCAGAGUCCCAGUACCCCAUCAGACCCGUCGUGCCCCACCCUGGAGACAUUGGGGACUUCAUCCACGAGGGUCUGCGAGCGGCAGACAACGACCCCACAGCCCCUCCGUACGACUCCCUGCUGGUGUUCGACUACGAGGGCAGCGGCUCCACCGCCGGCUCCGUUAGCUCCCUCAACUCGUCCAGCACGGGGGACCAGGACUAUGACUACCUCAACGACUGGGGCCCCCGCUUCAAGAAGCUGGCCGACAUGUACGGAGGAGGGGAUGAUGAUUAAACUCGCCCGGUCACACAUGUGCGCACGCACCACACACCACACACCACACUCACAUUUAUAUAUAAAUAUAUACCCUCGCCCCGUCAGCUGGCCUGCCAUGCCCUGUCCCCGUACCACGCGGUGGGCCGUCUCACGUUAACAAUGACAUGUUCACACUGACCAACUGACUGACCAACCAACCAAUCAAAUUACCCACCACAGAGGACCAGUGCCGUGCGUCAGUUUAGGGUGCUCUUCUCGACCGUCUCCCGCUCCAAAACCCAAGACUGACAUGGAAGCUCUGACUUUUGGGCUUCUCGCAGCGUGCAUAUUCGAACUCUAGGUUUUAUGCUACAUGUGGGUUAUUUUGUCAAUUUUGUUACUUUAGUUUGUGUGUUUUUGUUUUGUUUUUUUUGUCCUCACUCCCCUUCGAUUCAAGCUGUUCCCCAUCCCUGAGGGUUUUCACUUUUCCCUCGCCGUCGGCCCCCUCCUUGCCUCUCCGGAGAAGCUUUAGGUUGAGCUGCCUGCUUUGUCUGAGGCAAACAAAAGGGAAAAAAACAAAAAAAAAAAAAAAGAAGAACAAGAGCAUAGAUAUGAAAGUCCUUCCUGCGCGGAGGGCCCCGGUUUAUUCUUUCUUGAACUUGAAUUACUUAGAACAGAAGCACUGUUGUUUAAAAAGUGCCUUCAGUGGUGCGUAUUUUAGCAGACUCCCGCUAACUCAGGAUUGGUUGCCAUUCUCUGGGCUUACACGCCCCCAUACGACCCCCCCUCCCCCCUCCUUGACCCUUUAAUUCAGACCGCCGCCCCCUCUCUCCGUCAUUCCUCCCAUCCCCGCGGGGGCUGUGGUAGCUGCGGGAGGUGUCGGCGCUGGUUUUCAGGGGAGCGGUGACCGGCUGACGAGGGCGCUCCACGUAGACGCGCUGUACGCAGGCCUACGGUGCGUCUCCAAGUUACGGACAAAUCAUCGAGUCUUCAAGUCAGGCCUGUCUGUGCUCUUAGAUCGCAGCCAACUUGAAUGUGAUCCCGAAAAUACACAACUGUCCUAGAGAAGAAACGUGUGUGUGUGUGUGUGUGUGUGUUUCUCCCUGUUUGUUGUGGCUUCAAUAGCAGCUGUGUUUGUUUUGAGCUCUCUGUGUUUGCACCUAAAAGUUGAUGCUUGAGGCUUGUUGCUUAAUUUGAAGACUGACGAGUUGCGUGUGUUACCUCUGUAUUGUCACUGUAUAUGAAGUACAUACGAGGGUUAUUUAAGGAGACUUCGCCUUCGAGAUCAUUUAAGGUUUGCAUGUUUAUCGCUGCCCGAAAGGUAAUUAAAAAGGCACCAGUUAUUGUGUGGUAGAAGUGUCACAGAAACUAUAUAAACUGUACAAACAUGAAGGAAAUGAAAAUACUAAAUGGCUCCAAAUAGCUCUGAUAGUGUUACAUACCGAAUAGUGAGCUCGCCCAUCCUGAGUCCCAUUUCUGUCCUUUUUCUAUUGUUGAUUCUUUCCCUGUUUCUCGAACAAACUUUUCAUGCACAGACUUUGGUGCUGGCCCGUGUCACAGAAACUGAGGGAAUUGAGCCCCAGACGAGGACUUAGCGCCUUCGCAAUCUGUCUCUCUUCAGGCGGCAUUUCAUUCAUGUGAAAUUUUCUCCUGAAAAUUUUUUUUUGGCUCCAAGUUCAAGAGGUUUUGAAAAGAAGUUAGAGGAAGGGAAAGCAUGUAUGAAGUUCUGCACUUUAUCAAAGCAGGAAAAAAAAAAAAAAGCAAAACUAAAGCUCCAGUAAUAACGCUUUCUACAAGGCGGACGUUUUGAAAGGCAGUUUUGUUGUGACUUAAUGAAAAAGGCAGCGCUGCUCGUAGGGCUUUUGUAAUCAUAUUUCAUACCCCCGGAAAUGCACAGAGGCAACUGGGAGCGAAAAUAACGUAGAGCUUUAGUCUGUAUUAAAUUAUUUAAAUAUGCAAAACAUUUCACAGAGGGACCAGGGAGAUGCUGGUGAAUAAUAGAAAGGUUGAAUCAUUCCUUAUCUUAUUGGGGGGGCCCCACUGAAACGCUCCUCCGCGGUGGCUAGUUUAAGCUCGAUGUGUUUUGACCAGAUCUUCGUUUAAUAAGGGAUAUGAUGAAGGCUUGGAGGGAAGGCUCCAUGACAACGUCCUACAGAAGACGCGCCCUUUCCCCCACUGCUGUUUCUCAUCUGCUUCCUGUUCAUUUAAACGGCCAGAAACCAUCUCUGACUUUAAUGCGGAAUUGUGAGAAUGUGUCCGCGGACCUGACGUGUGAGGGGAUAAAUGGAAAGAGCGAAUGCAAAGAAAUAAAGGUGAUGGUUUUAAGUAUAAACACGGACGGGGCCGUCGAAGUGUCAUUAACAAGGUUAACAGGGUAGCAACCUCUUGAUUUCGAUUGGUCGGCUGGUGGUUUUAAAUCGCGCCUCUCAUUGUGGAGCCGGGACGCGCUGAUGUUGGGGACAGCUGUCGGCUCAGACACGUGAAACAGAGUGGUUUCCACAGCUCGCUGCCGAACGAGCUCUUAUCAAUCCGGAGUACCAACACAAAAUAAACACAGCUGUUACUUUAUCCUAUCUGUGAUUAUUUCUGACAUAAAUGUUGUAUAUACAGAAAAUUUUUUAUACAUUCUGGUGACUCGGGAUAUCUGUUUCUGUGUGGUCUUUGAAUUUUCUUCUUUUUUUUUUCUUUUUUUUCCACUACAGUUCUCGUUUCAAACAAAUACUUGGCAAAUUCUAUUUCACGCAAAGCCAUGUGUGUUUAACAGGAUCUGUGUUAUUCGAGUAUGCGCUCGCAGCCAUACGCGCGACACGACUUCAAGGUACCACUUCGACCUGUACAGUCCACACUAGCGCGCACUCACUCCUCUAGGCCUUACUGUAUAUACGUGAGUGUUCUAUAUCUUACGAACCUGUUCAACUCUCUUGUGGUCUGCCUGCAGAGCUGCAGCGUUACUGAUGGCCGCCCGGCGUUCGCGGAAUAAAGACAAGCCUCGCGAAACGUUUACGGUUCAUUGUGACACGUUCAGAACAGAUUCAGGGCCACACAUAACGGGGGGAAAGGGGAGGGGGGGGCCCUCAUACACACUUUACACACGGUAACUGACCUUUAUAACUGUGUUGUACGGACAUGCAUAACACAAUGCCAUUAUGAUAAUGAAUGUUAUCAAUGACUUACAAUUAAAUGUGGCAGCAAAUCAUCAGUGCAGUCGGUCAAAUUUGACCCCCAUUAAAAUGCAAUUUGUAAGGAGAAAUGAAGGGAGAUUGAUCAGUACCUGUUACAUACUUGGUCCACUUGUCUUAUUGACGUUCCCAGUGAGGGGAGAAAGAACUAUCACACUGCUGUAGUCCAACCCCGACAUCUGUCUGGCUCAUCUGCUUCUCUGGUGUUAGUCAAAGGACAUUUGGUCUCACUCUGGACACUGCCCGACCAUGGACACACACACAUGAUGGGAGGUUCCGACGGAUGCCAAACGUUUGUCCUUCCAAGGCCAGAAUCGCCCCGGACAGGCAGCAGUGUUUCAUACAACUUCUCCCAAUGCCAUUCAAGUCCAAGUGUACAUAAUGUAGUAUUUGCUCGAAGCUAAACAGACCAAGUUAGGCAAGCUGUACCUGUACAAUUGGAGCUUUUUGCAUGUGUCUUUUUAUAAUGGACAGAUGAGUUCUAUUACAGUAACCAUACAACAUUUCGAAAAGUGUCGCAGCCCGCAUGACGGAGGCUGCUGUCCAGAGGGGAUUCUGGUGUACCAUAGUCACAUAGUUUCAAAUAAAGGAGAGAGAGAAAAAAAUAAAUAAAUAAAUAAAAGAAAAUCCGGAAAAAAAAAAUAAUUGCACAGUUAUCGAGUCGAAAAGACUUUUUUUUGUAAAUUGUCAACAGCACAAAUAUUUUGUAUUGUUGUUUGUACCGUUUUGUAAGAAAAUUAAGGAAAAGACAAAAAAAAAAAAAUAGAAAAAACAAAGGGAAGAGUCUGUUGUUUCGAGCGUGUGUUUAUAGUGCCACUGCAAUCUUGGUUUCCGAAUACCGUACAGUACAUGCGCAGCCUUGCAGAUCAACCUUGUAUUAUAGACGCUGAGCUGGAGAUUCCCUGUCAGCACCAUGUGUUAUAAAUAAAAUUUCCCCUCCUUGUAA